Aspergillus campestris IBT 28561 is the source of this 865-nucleotide messenger RNA. RefSeq lists its product as uncharacterized. NCBI's taxonomy places the organism in Eukaryota, Fungi, Ascomycota, Eurotiomycetes, Eurotiales, Aspergillaceae. The record is from RefSeq and is a predicted model, not a curated record. Bases 1 to 837 code for a protein of 278 amino acids. The transcript has a single exon.
AUGCCAACAAUCAACAUCAUCAACGACUCCGACCACCUCUCCUUUGUCUCCUCCGUCCCCUCCUUCACCCCUCACCCUCAUUCUCACUCUCAUCCUCACUCUCAUCCACCCCGUCUCCGUCACUCUCCCUCCAUCGCCAACCUCUCCCGCUGGGUCGUCAAUCGCAUCUCUCGUCGUUCCUUACGAGAGGAAUACACUGGGUCAGAUAGAUCGGAUCUCCCCCAUUAUAAUAAUCACGAUAACAAUAACGAUAUCAAUCCCAACAAUAACCAACAAGAUAAUCCUCACCACACCCCUGGAUACAAUAGCCGACAACAACGACGACAACGACGACGACGACGACACCAUCGCACCGCACCUCUCAAAGAAGAAACCAACGAAGACAACGACCCCGACGAACACGAUGAAGAAUCAGAAGUAGAAGACUCCGACGAAGAACGCCUCAAAGAAGAAUACGCCGCCUACUGUCGCGCCUUUACCGGGUCCGGGUGUCCAGAUCAACAUCAUCCUCCUUCUUCACUCUCCCAGUCGCGCUGGACCAUGGAGGCUUCUGUUUACCCGGGGACAGUAUCACGGUCGUCAUCUCCGGGACUAUCACCACCAUCAGCAGCAGCAGCGGUAGGAAGAGAAGAAGGAGAGUACGGCGUGCCCAGUCCACACUUCGACCCUCUCAAUGAAUCGCAUCCCCAGUUACAACCACCCCCUCGCAUACUCACUCCCGCUCUCUACGUUCAAACGCAAGCCCAAGCUCAGCAGCGCAAACAUCCCACCCCCGAGGACCGUCCCGUCCGGCCCUGGUGGUCCACGGCGCGGGGGUGGGUGUGCGCCCGUCCGUGACCCACGCAAAGGCCCGGGUCAUACGCAC